This is a messenger RNA of Suncus etruscus (white-toothed pygmy shrew), 1811 nucleotides long. RefSeq names its product STEAP2 metalloreductase (gene STEAP2). Gene Ontology annotation, molecular function: ferric-chelate reductase (NADPH) activity; cupric reductase (NADH) activity. Gene Ontology annotation, biological process: copper ion import. NCBI's taxonomy places the organism in Eukaryota, Metazoa, Chordata, Mammalia, Eulipotyphla, Soricidae. The record is from RefSeq and is a predicted model, not a curated record. Gene Ontology annotation, cellular component: plasma membrane; endosome.
GCUCCCCUGCAGCCACGGGGUGGCCCCAGGCGCAGUCGGUCCCUAGGCCCCGGGCCCGAGCACCGGCCGGCCGGAGAGUCGACGCUACGCCGGGACAGCUGCCAGGCUCGUUCAUUCCCCAGGCCCGGCGCAGAGGGCGCGAAGAGUGUCCCUGGCAACCUUGGAAGGAUCCAUAUCAUGGAAUCAAUCUCUAUGAUGGGAAGCCCUAAGAGCCUUAGUGAAACUUUUUUGCCUAAUGGUAUCAAUGGAAUCAAAGAUGCAAAAAAGGUCACCAUAGGUGUCAUUGGAAGUGGGGAUUUUGGCCAAAUCCUGACCAUUAGACUUAUUCGAUGUGGCUAUCACGUGGUCAUUGGAAGCAGAAACCCUAAGUUUGCUUCUGAAUUUUUCCCUCAUGUAGUAGAUGUAACCAAUCAUGAAGAUACUUUAACAAAAACAAAUAUAAUAUUUGUUGCUAUACAUAGAGAACAUUACCCGUCCUUGUGGGACCUGAGACAUCUGCUUGUGGGUAAAAUUCUGAUUGACGUGAGCAAUAACUUGAAGAUAAACCAAUAUCCAGAAUCUAAUGCCGAAUAUUUGGCUUCAUUAUUCCCUGAUUCUUUGGUUGUCAAAGGAUUUAAUGUGGUCUCAGCUUGGGCACUUCAAUGUGCUAAAGAUGCCAGCCGACGGGUUUAUAUAUGCAGCAACAAUAUUCAAGCACGACAGCAGGUUAUUGAACUUGCCAGACAAUUGAAUUUUGUUCCUGUUGACCUGGGAUCAUUAUCAUCAGCCAGAGAGAUUGAAAAUUUACCUCUACGACUCUUUACUCUCUGGAGAGGGCCAGUGGUGGUAGCCAUAAGUCUGGCAAUAUUUUUUUUUCUUUAUUCUUUCCUUAGAGAUGUGAUACAUCCAUAUACCAAAAAUCAGCAGAGUGACUUUUACAAAAUUCCUAUUGAGGUUGUGAAUAAAACCUUGCCCAUAGUUGCCAUUACUUUGCUGUCCCUUGUAUACCUGGCUGGUCUUUUGGCAUCUGCCUAUCAACUUUACUAUGGCACCAAAUAUAGGAGAUUUCCUCCUUGGCUGGAAACCUGGCUACAGUGUAGAAAACAACUUGGAUUACUAAGUUUCUUCUUUGCUGCAGUUCAUGUUGUCUACAGUCUCUGUUUACCAAUGAGAAGAUCGGAGCGAUAUUUAUUUCUCAAUAUGGCUUAUCAACAGGUUCAUGCAAACAUUGAAAACUCUUGGAAUGAGGAAGAAGUUUGGAGGAUUGAAAUGUACAUUUCUUUUGGUAUAAUGAGCCUUGGUUUGCUUUCCUUGCUGGCAGUCACCGCCAUCCCUUCAGUGAGCAAUGCUUUAAACUGGAGGGAAUUCAGUUUUAUUCAGUCUACACUCGGCUAUGUUGCUCUGCUCAUAACUACUUUCCACGUUUUAAUUUAUGGAUGGAAACAGGCUUUCGAAGAAGAGCACUACCGGUUUUAACCACCAAACUUUGUUCUUGCUCUUGUUUUACCUUCAAUUGUAAUUCUGGGUAAGAUCAUUUUGCUUCUUCCAUGUAUGAGUCAAAAGCUAAGAAAAAUUAAAAAAGGCUGGGAAAAGAAUCAAUUUCUCGAAGAAGGUAAUCAAGGAACAGUUCCACAUCUUUCGCCAGAGCGGGUGACGGUCAUGUGAAGAUAAAUGGUGCUUGGUGAUGCCAUAGAAAAGCCAUUCUACUCAUGCCAUGUUUUCUUGUCUUCUGUUGGAAGUACAAUGCAAAUUAACUGUGGAUAGGCUGAAAUCUGUUCAGUGAGAUCUCAUCUAAACUAAUGAUUGACUUAAAUAAAUUUUCACAAAUGUCA